AUGGCCAAAGGGAGACGCUUCAACCCACCUUUAGACAAGGAUGGAAGAUGGUUCCCUCACAUUGGACUAAUGCAAAAGACACCAGAAUCCAUCACACGUACGAUGUUAAACGAGUCCAAUAGUCCACGUUUAUCUCGGCAAGUGGAGGAGAAGCUACCGCCAAUCUACAAAGUGCGGGAGAAGCAAGCAGUAAAUAACAACUUCCCCUUCUCUGUACACGACAAUCGUCACAGCUUUCAGAACUCUGGAUUCUACCUUGACUCUGGCCUGGGAUGUAAGAAGAUCUCCCCAGAAAAAAGGCAACACAUUUCAAGAAAUUUCAAUCUUUGGGCAUGUGACUAUGUUCCAUCUUGUCUCGAUGGCUUUUCAAAUAACCAAAUAUCAUAUGUCUGUCAGGAAGCUGUGGUGGUCCCAAUUUUCAGACGCUUUCCAAGACAUUAUAAUGAGUUAUGGAACACUUUUAAAUUUAUUCCCCAGCAAAGCUAUACAGAGUAUCUGAAAAAGAAUCCAAAAGUAAGGUUCAUGAUUAACAAAAAGGCUAGUUCUCCACUGGAGCCCUAA
This is a messenger RNA of Eubalaena glacialis (North Atlantic right whale), 561 nucleotides long. RefSeq names its product testis expressed 36 (gene TEX36). The transcript has 4 exons. Lineage: Eukaryota; Metazoa; Chordata; Mammalia; Artiodactyla; Balaenidae. Bases 1 to 561 code for a protein of 186 amino acids. The record is from RefSeq and is a predicted model, not a curated record.